AUGAAGCGACCUGAGCCAUGGUCACCUAGAUAUCUACCAGGCCUGAAUCUGACGUAUCGUGACGUUACAGGAAGAAUUCGUGUUGCAGAUGCAGUAUUUGCUUUUCAAUUAAGAAAUCCUAUCCAUAAUGGGCAUGCAUUACUGAUGCAGCAAACUAGAGAAAGUUUAUUAGAAAGAGGUUAUAAAAAACCAGUUUUAUUGCUUCAUCCAUUAGGUGGCUGGACAAAAGAGGAUGAUGUCCCUCUUUCUGUAAGAAUGGAACAACAUCAAGCAGUAUUAGAAGAAAAAAUUUUAGAUCCGGAAAAUACUGUACUUGCUAUAUUUCCCUCACCAAUGAUGUAUGCUGGACCAACAGAAGUACAAUGGCAUGCAAAGGCUAGAAUGGCAACUGGAGCUAAUUUUUAUAUUGUUGGAAGAGAUCCUGCUGGGAUGCCUCAUCCUGAUACUAAAAAAGAUCUAUAUGAACCAAGUCAUGGUGCUAAGGUUUUAACAAUGGCACCUGGUCUAACCCAAUUAGAAAUAAUUCCCUUCAGAGUUGCAGCUUAUAAUAAAAACAAAAAACGAAUGGAACUAUUUGAUGUUAAUCGUAAAAAUGAAUUUGAAUUUAUUUCUGGUACAUACAUGAGGUCACUUGCACGCAAUGGACAGACACCACCAGAAGGUUUUAUGGCACCAAAGGCGUGGAACAUUUUAGCUUCUUAUUAUAGAUCACUUGUAACAAAUGCUUAAACUGUGAUUUGGAAUUGAAGCAUGCAGACAAACAAUGCCCAAAUUUAAAAUAAAAACUAAUAAUAAUAAUAAUAAAAUUAAAAUAGAUAUUAAACAUUCAGUUCUGGUUAGCUGCUGAAUGUUUUGAUUACUAUCAAAAUUUUAAAUAAAGAAAAUUGAUUAUAUAUAUUAGAAUGUCUCUCGCCUCUUAACCAUAAUUUUUAUCUUCCAGAUUUCACAAAACGCAUAACACAGCAUUGCCUGUCUGCACACUUCAUUUCAACAAAAACUAAUUUUAAAUAAGUCAAAUACCACAAUAAAAAAAAUGCUGCUUUUUGACAUCAAAAUCGUGGACCAAUAAUUGUUUUAUACUUGUUAAACAUAUAAAUUAAUUAUAAUUAUUUCUACACAUCUAUAAAUUUUAUUAAAAUUAAAAAUUAUACGAGCAAUUUGUUAUCUGCUCGCUAUUUUGGGAUAUAAUUCACUUGUAUAAGCAUUAAAGUUAUAUCCCCUUAUCUAUGUUUGAUGUAAUGAAGGAACAUAGAUUUUAAAAUUAAACUGCUCAGAUGCAGUUGUUAUUUAUUGUAAAAAAAAA
Messenger RNA from Centruroides sculpturatus (bark scorpion), 1303 nucleotides. RefSeq names its product bifunctional 3'-phosphoadenosine 5'-phosphosulfate synthase 2-like. The transcript has 5 exons. The record is from RefSeq and is a predicted model, not a curated record. Gene Ontology annotation, biological process: 3'-phosphoadenosine 5'-phosphosulfate biosynthetic process; sulfate assimilation. Gene Ontology annotation, molecular function: sulfate adenylyltransferase (ATP) activity; adenylylsulfate kinase activity. NCBI's taxonomy places the organism in Eukaryota, Metazoa, Arthropoda, Arachnida, Scorpiones, Buthidae. The coding region runs from base 1 to 729 and encodes 242 amino acids.